This is a messenger RNA of Atta colombica, 3204 nucleotides long. RefSeq lists its product as uncharacterized. The coding region runs from base 1 to 3204 and encodes 1067 amino acids. Gene Ontology annotation, biological process: detection of chemical stimulus involved in sensory perception of smell; sensory perception of smell. The transcript is spliced from 16 exons. Gene Ontology annotation, molecular function: odorant binding; olfactory receptor activity. Gene Ontology annotation, cellular component: plasma membrane. NCBI's taxonomy places the organism in Eukaryota, Metazoa, Arthropoda, Insecta, Hymenoptera, Formicidae. The record is from RefSeq and is a predicted model, not a curated record.
AUGGAUUUAAUUCUGACUGUGGACAAUGCCGAUGAUUUCUCCGAGAAUUUCUAUGUGAUGCUUGCUAUGUUCGUAUCAUGCUGUAAGAUGUUCAGUUUAUUGAGAAAUCGUAACAACAUUACGAUGCUGAUUGAUAUUCUGAUGAAAAAACCAUGUAGACCUACUGAACAUGAUGAAAUAAAAAUUCGACAGAAAUUUGAUAAGAUUGUACUAACAAACACGCUUUACUACACGACUUUAGUGGAACUAACAUGUGCGUUUGCAUUAGCAACAUCUGUGUUUAAAGACUACAGAAAACACAAUCUAGCUUUCCGAGCAUGGUUACCAUUUAAUUAUUCUUCGCCAAUGUUAUUUCGGAUCGCUUACUUUCAUCAAUCGAUAAGUUUGACCGCUGGAUCGGUCCUUCACCUUGCUUGCGACAGUCUAAUUUGCGGAUUACUGAUGCACAUUUGCUCUCAGUUGGAAAUAUUGGAAUGUCGUUUGAAAAAAACUAUUAAUAAACCACAUAUUUUUCGGGAAUGUGUCAUACAGCAUACAUGCAUUUUCGAAUUUGCAUUAAUAACAAAUGAAAAAUUUAGAUUAACAAUCACCGUCCAGUUCUUAGUGAGUAUGUUAGUAGUAUGCUUCAAUCUGCAUCAAUUGACGCAGACGAGUGUGUUAAGUGCGAAAUAUGUUCAAAUAGUAUUAUAUAUGUUUUGCAUGCUGACACAAAUCUCUUUUUAUUGCUGGUAUGGAAACGAAGUUAAAUUGAAGAGUCGGCAACUGGUCAGCAAUAUAUUCGAAAUGGAAUGGUUUGUGUUGGAUUAUCGUGCGCAAAAAGAUUUGUCAAUAAUUAUGAUGCGUAGUAUCAUACCUAUUGAGUUCACCAGUGCUUAUGUUAUCCCUAUGAAUCUUCAAUCAUUUGUUAGUUUGCUCAAGACAUCGUAUUCUGCUUUCAAUAUACUUCAACAAAUAAUAUUAAUGAUUUGCGGAUGCUGGAUACCAGAUUCUUGCACGACACUAUGUAAACGGUUAGUUUAUCAUUUCUACACUAUUUUGAUAUUGCUACUUAUACAUACAUUUAUGCUAUCGCAAUUGAUGGAUUUAAUUUUAACCGUGGACAAUCCCGACGAUUUUACUGAUAAUUUUUACAUGCUACUCGCAAUGAUUGUUUCCUGUUGUAAGAUGUUCACUCUGUUGAUGAAUCGCAGUAACAUUGCGAUACUAAUCGAUAUUCUUGUAAGGAAACCUUGUAAACCGAUCCAGUCCGACGAAAUCAAAAUUCAGCAGAAAUUCGAUAAACAUGUACAGACAAAUACGCUUUUCUAUGCAGUUUGGGUUGAAACAACAUGUCUGUGCAUAGCUGUGACAUCAUUGCUAACAGAAUUUAGAAAAGGAAGAUUAACAUUCAGGGCAUGGUUGCCAUUCGACUAUUCUUCGUCAUCACUGUUUCAUAUUGUAUAUGCACAUCAGUUGAUAAGUUUGACAGCUGGAUCUAUUCUCCAUGUUGCUUGCGACGGUCUAAUAUGUGGAUUACUGGUGCAUGUUUGCUGUCAGAUAGAAAUAAUUGAAUGCCGUUUGCAAAAAGUCGCACAUGAUCAAGAUAUUCUUCGCAAAUCCGUCUUGCAGCAUAAUCAUUUAUUCAAGUUUGCUCGUCUGAUGAAUGAAAAAUUUAGAUUGACUAUUGUUAUACAAUUUGUUGUGAGUAUGUUAGUAGUAUGUGUCAUUCUUUAUCAAUUUACCAAAUCAACAGCGUCAAGAGCACAGUAUAUGCAAUUAAUGAUGUAUAUGGGCUGCAUGCUAUCACAAAUCUUUUUUUAUUGCUGGUAUGGUAAUGAAGUUAUGUUAAAGAGUCGUCAAUUGAUUAAUAGCAUAUUUGAAAUGGAGUGGUUUGAAUUAAACAAACAAACUAAACAAUCUUUAUUAAUGAUUAUGAGACGAAGUUCAAGACCAAUCGAACUUACUAGUGCUUAUGUUAUCUCGAUGAAUCUUGAUUCAUUUGUGGGUUUACUCAAGACAUCAUAUUCAGCUUACAAUGUAUUGAAACAAAUAAAGCAGCAGAAUCAAUACAAGGAAGAAAAAUUUAUCAUUCACAAUAUGAUAUUAAAGAUGUUCAUACUGACCUUUACGUUCAAAAUAUUGAUGAUUUGCGGUUGUGGACGACUGGAUUCUUGGCCGACUCCAUACAAACGGUUAGUUUAUCAUGUGUAUACUAUUUUCGUAAUGUUACUAAUACACACUUUUAUGCUAUCGCAAUUGAUGGAUCUUAUUAUAAUCGUGGAUAAUUCCAACGAUUUCACCGAUAAUUUCUACGUGCUACUCGCUAUGAUCGUUUCUUGCUGUAAGAUGCUCGCUCUGUUGAUGAAUCGUAGCAACAUUGAGAUGUUAAUCAAAACUCUUAUGAGAAAACCGUUUCGACCGGUUGAACCCGACGAGAUGAAGAUUCGACAGAAAUUCGAAAAACUCAUACAAUCAAAUACACUUUACUAUACUAUCUUGGUCGAGACAACGUGUUUGUCUGUUGCCGUGACAUCGUUAUUAACUGAAUUCAAGAAAGGAAAUUUGACGUUCCGAGCGUGGCUGCCAUUUGACUAUUCCUCGUCACAACUUUUUCCAUUUGUAUACGCUCAUCAAUUGAUAAGUUUUACAAUGGGAUCUGUACAUCAUGUGGCUUGCGAUAGUCUCAUAUGCGGAUUCCUGGUGCACAUUUGCUGUCAGAUAGAGAUAUUGGAACAUCGUCUGAGGAAAAGCGCACGUGAUCCUAAUAUUCUCCGCGAGUGUGUUCUUCAGCACAACAACAUAUUCAAGUUUGCUCGUAUAGUAAACGAAAAAUUCAGGAUAACUAUAUUUAUCCAGUUUGUUGUAAGUACAUUGGUGAUGUGUUUUAAUCUAUACCAAUUUACCAAGUCAACAGCAUUAAGAACAAAAUAUAUGCAGUUAAUAAUGUAUACGUGCUCUAUGCUGUCACAAAUCUUUUUCUAUUGUUGGUACGGAAACGAAGUUAAAUUGAGAAGUCGACAGUUGAUAAAUAACAUAUUCGAGAUGGAAUGGUUUAAAUUUAAUGAAACUGCUCAGAAAACUUUACUAAUGGUCAUGAGACGUGCUGUAGUACCAAUUGAAUUUACUAGUGCCUGUGUUAUUUCUAUGAAUCUGGAUUCAUUUGUGGGUUUGCUCAAGACAUCGUAUUCGGCUUAUAAUAUACUUAAGCAAACACAAGGUUCAUAA